UGCCGCCAUGCACGCACGCACACACACACACACACACACACGCACGCACACACCCCUAAAUACAUACACAUACACACACUCAUACAGAUGGUAUGGCUUGACAGCAUAAGCAUCACUUGCCAUGUGUGCUGAAUCUGCAUCUGUUAUGACACAGAUGGUUUUCAUUUCCCCGUGGUUCUGUGUUACAAAUAUUUAAUAGGCUUUGGUCAUUUUUAAUCAAUGUUAUGAGACCACGGCCGGAUUGUGUCAUCAUCAGCAACAAUUUGUUGUGCUAAAAAAAAACAACAAAGAAGAAUGAAGCCUCCUCUGCGAGUAUCUCCAUGCCCGUCCCGGUGAUGGGACUGCGUGACCGGUCCAAGGUGUUCAAGGACGGCAGCUGCCUGCUGACCGACGACAGCUUCGUGCUCGCCGGCUCCUUCGUGGCCUUCUUCGUGCCGCUCACCAUCAUGGUGGUCACCUACUUCCUGACCAUCCGGGCCCUCCAGAACGAGGCCACCCUGUGCUUGGACCAGCUGGUCCCACGACCUAAGUGGGGCGCUGCCUUCACGCUCAGCUUCUUCCCGCAGGCCUCGCUGUCCUCCGAGAAACUGGUGAGGCGGGAAGUGGGUGGCGGCCGAGGGAGCGGGGGUCCGGUGGGUUCGUUCUUCGGGGGGCGCACCAUGCAGUCCAUUAGUAACGAGCAGAAGGCAUCCAAGGUCCUGGGAGUGGUCUUCUUCCUCUUUGUGGUCAUGUGGUGCCCCUUCUUCAUCACCAACGUGCUGGUGGCGGUGUGCGAUGCGCCGGCCUGCGACGCCACCCUCAUGGGGGGCCUGCUCAACGUGUUCGUGUGGGUGGGCUACCUGUCGUCCGCCGUCAAUCCGCUUGUGUACACGCUGUUCAACAAGACAUACCGCGCCGCCUUUCUGCGCUACCUGCGCUGCCGCUACGCGCCGCCCUCCAAGAAGCCCCUCCAGCUCAUCCUGGUCAACACCAUCCCCCCAAUGGCAUACCCCUCCAUCGAGGGCAUACACAAUGUAUCCCCGCUCCCCGAUUUCUCCGUUGACGGUCGGGAAAAAGAGCCCCAAGAACUGGACAGAACGAUGGGAGACAAAGACGAAAGCUGCGUGUGAGCAGCGAGUUAACGGUCCUCUAUGCACACCAAGCACAGCCCGAACUUGAUUAGCAUUAGCAUUAGCUAAAGCAAAAACUUCUCAUCUAAAUCGGAUUUAUUCUAAUUCUCACUGUUGCAUUGAAACACCAAGCACAGCCCUAACAUUAAUUAGCCUAACCUAAUUAGCAUUAAAAUUAGCUUAGCAUUAGCUUUAGCAUUACUGUAUCUGUAUUAGGUAAUCUGUAAACAUUAUCCCACUUCACAUUGUCCAUUUAAAUUAGCUUUUGUCAUAACCUAUUGUGUACAAACACCAAGCAUAGCCCGAAUAUGAUUAUCAUUUGCUUAGCAUUAGCAUUGAUCCUGAAAUCCCUUUCAAUCUGACAACUAAGACGGCUUUUUUUUCCUGGAUUCUCAUUGUCACAAACAAACACGAAGCACAGCCCAAACAUGAUUAGCAAUAAAAAUAGCUCAGCAUUAUAUUACAUAGCGAGAUACUGUAGCCUGACUACAAAAAGCAUAAAAAGGUAUCAUUUUCAAAUCGUACUUCUUAACACGCUAACAGUUGCUAUUCUCACAUAUAGCAACAAUCCAUUAUUUUUUUUCGAUAUGAUGUCAGAAUUAUUCAUACUUGUUUGUACCAAAAAUGGGAAAUUCUGUCAAAAAUUGCAAUUGUGGCAAAAAUGGGAGUUGUGAUAAAAAAAAUAAAAAAAUACUGCUGCCCAAAAACAGGAAUUGCGCAAUAAAUGGGAGCUUUGUCAAAACCAGGUAAAAAAAAAAAAAAGGAUCAUGUCGAAAUGGGAAUCGUGUCAAAAUACUGAUUGGGCUAAAAAAAAAAAAAAAAAAAAACAUUUAUUUUGACAAAAAUAAGAAUUGUGCAUAGUAAUUGGAACUUUGCCAAAAGUAAUUUUGUCCAAAAUGGUAAUCCUGCCAAAAAUGGUAAUUGUGUCAAAACCGCGAAUUGCGUCAGAAUGUGAAUUGUGCCCAAACUGAGAAUUGUGCCAAAAUCGUGAAACGUCAAAAAAGGGUGAAUUUUGUCAAAAACAUAGAAGUUUUAUCAAAAUUAGCAAUUGUGUAAGAAGUGUGAAUUGUGCCAAAAUUUGGUGGGAAAGGUGGGAAAUGUCAGAAAUGGGAACUGUACAAAAAUUACAAAAAGUUUACUAAAACAGGAACUGUGCCAAAAUCGGGAACUGGGUCAAAAAUGGGAAUUGUGAUAAAAAAUGGGAACUUUGACAAAAAUGGGAAUUUUACCAAAAAAUUGCAAUCAUGUAAAAAAUGGAAAUGUACUAAGAAACGGGAAUUGUUUUUUUGAAGGGAAUUUUGCCAAAAAUUGGGAACUGUCAAAAAUGGAAAAUGUGCGUAAAAUGUUAACUGUGUAAAAAAUUAUACUGUCAAAAUUGUGAAUUGUGCCAAAAGUGUGAUUUGCGCCAACAUUUGGAAUUGGUGUAAAAAAAAAAAAGGGAAUUGUGCAAAAAUUUGGGAAUUCUGCCAGAAAUCUGUAAAUGCAUGAAAAUUGGAAUUCUGAAAAAAGUGGGAAUUUUGCAGAAAAUGGGAUCAAUGUCUAAAAUGUGAAUUGAUGAAAAAAGGAAUUGUGUAAAAAUGGAAAUUGUGUCAAAAAUGGCAAAUCUUUAUGCUAAAAAAUGUGAACUCCACAUUUUGUUUACAUUUUGUUAGAAAAAUGCAAAUUCUGCAAAAAAUGGCAAUUGUGUCAAAAGUGCAAAAUGUGCCAUAAGUGUGAAUUGUGCCAGAGUCAUUAAGUGUGUCAAAAAUGCGGAUUACGUCAAAAACCGGCCAUGUUGGCAACUGAAAGGAUUUCUGUUGGACCAGAAAAAAGUGUCACAAUGGUGGUCCUUGCAUGGAUGUGUGAAGUGGGGACACAAGUGAGGAUCUGAUGUCUGAUGUCAUGUUUAUAUGCACAUAUGUACAAAUUAUGAUGUAUAAUAAGUGUCCAGUACGUAAAGCUAUAUUUUAUAUUCUGGGCGGAGCUGUGUAAAUAAACUCAAGAGUUAGUUUUUUAAAUCAGUGAGAUGGUGGGGAUAACAAGCGCAACGUGCUGUCAGCGUCAGUGUGAACCACUCACGCGGAACAUUCCAGAAUCACAAAGAAACUGCGGGAUUAUUUUCAGUGGGAUGAUGAAAAAAAAGGUGCGUGGAAGAUGAAAGGAGCUCGGAGUCCAAUCAUCUUUCUUUUUGUCAAAUGCCAAUAAAGAUGGGAUUCUCA
Messenger RNA from Phyllopteryx taeniolatus (common seadragon), 3307 nucleotides. RefSeq names its product 5-hydroxytryptamine (serotonin) receptor 2A, genome duplicate a (gene htr2aa). The record is from RefSeq and is a predicted model, not a curated record. Lineage: Eukaryota; Metazoa; Chordata; Actinopteri; Syngnathiformes; Syngnathidae. Gene Ontology annotation, biological process: chemical synaptic transmission; G protein-coupled receptor signaling pathway, coupled to cyclic nucleotide second messenger. Gene Ontology annotation, cellular component: dendrite; plasma membrane. Gene Ontology annotation, molecular function: neurotransmitter receptor activity; G protein-coupled serotonin receptor activity. The transcript is spliced from 2 exons. The coding region runs from base 321 to 1109 and encodes 262 amino acids.